CUCUAGCCAGCAGUGCCACCGGGCCGCUUAGUUCCGCUUGCUGCUCAGCAUCGCUUAGCAAGCCUCCACCGGUUGUCCCCGUCACAUCCUGUGGCAUCCAGCUCUCAAACUCAAGGUGCUCAAGGGGCGCCACGCAUGGCCAUCGUGGUGCAGCUGCCAGAAGGCGAAGUCCGCUUCGUGGCGGUAGACCCGGAGUUUUUUGCAUGUCCUCUUGGGGAAGUUGCUGGUCGAGUCAGACACACCCUCCAUGCCAGUGCCAUCAGGUGCUCUUCUGAUCCAGUUGAGAAACAUGAAACGGAGAUGGAGAUGAUGGAGGAGCUCUCUUCUGCUUUUCAGGAUUUUCACCUCACUGAGGAGGACGAUGUCGAAGAUGUCGAAGAUGUCGAUUCCGUCGAUUACCGGGUACUUUUUCAAGGCCGAGAUCUCGAGCUGGAGAAGGCUUCCAGGGCAUUUCUUUCUACGAUGGAAGCGGGCAAACUUUGCACUGUACGUGUGGUUUUCCGACUGCUGGGCGGCAAAGGAGGUUUUGGUUCAUUGCUUCGAUCUCAAAAAGGAGGCAAAAAGACGACGAACUUCGACGCCAUGCGGGACCUCAACGGCCGUCGCGUCCGCCACGUUAAAGCAGUGGAGCGCAUCAAAGAAUGGCUCGAGAAGAAGAAACGCGAGGACGAACUCGUGAACCUCUUGACCGGUGAAGGUCCUGAGCUCCCCAAACCCACCUCCGAAGCAGAUAGCGUGGACCCUGAGUACUUGCGCAAACUCAAGCGAUCAUCAGCAUCGAGACCCGCUUUGGUGAGUCAAGGAUUGCGGCACCUCGAAGAAGAGCACAAAGAAGUGACGUUGUCCACGGACAGUUGCGACAACUCAGAAACGGGCACACAAGAGACCGCCAAGAGGCUUAGAACGGACGCAGACAAGGCAGACGACGGUGCUGAUUGGAUGGGUGCCAUGAGCGCUCUGAAUGCCCUCAGCAGCGAAGAUGAAGCCGACGACGCUGACGAAGCUGGCCAAGGCGAAAUUCCCGAGGCAUCGUCCGCUGGAGCUUCAUCUUCAAAAUGAAUUGACUGCUUUGAGGGCUGUCCCGGGCCAAUACAGCCAUGCACCGGCAAAGCAUGCAGAUAGACAGAAUAAGAUGCAGCAAGAGGACGGAUCUCGAUGUGAAAUGCUCUGAGCAAGUAGCUCGCUGGGCUGCAAAGGCAUAUCAACUACUGCGCAAACAUUCUGCCAAAACGACCUGCCACACGCGACUGCACAGUUAAAAAGA
Molecule: messenger RNA, 1264 nt
Organism: Cladocopium goreaui
Lineage: Eukaryota; Dinophyceae; Suessiales; Symbiodiniaceae
Source: the annotation of a GenBank genome assembly